Molecule: messenger RNA, 2740 nt
Organism: Galeopterus variegatus (Sunda flying lemur)
Lineage: Eukaryota; Metazoa; Chordata; Mammalia; Dermoptera; Cynocephalidae
Gene: SNAPC3
Product: small nuclear RNA activating complex, polypeptide 3, 50kDa
Exons: 9
Coding region: 1-1239 (412 amino acids)
Biological process (GO): snRNA transcription by RNA polymerase III; snRNA transcription by RNA polymerase II
Cellular component (GO): snRNA-activating protein complex
Molecular function (GO): core promoter sequence-specific DNA binding; RNA polymerase II cis-regulatory region sequence-specific DNA binding; bent DNA binding
Source: RefSeq, a predicted model, not a curated record
AUGGCUGAAGGCAGCCGGGGUGGCCCGCUGUGCAGCGGGGUGGGCAGCAGGCGGGACCCGGUCCCCAGCAGCAGCGGCUGCAACUUUCCAGAGUACGAGCUUCCCGAGCUAAAUACGCGCGCUUUCCAUGUGGGCGCCUUUGGGGAGUUGUGGCGUGGCCGGCUGCGCGGGGCCGGGGACUUGUCGCUGAGGGAGCCGCCGGCACCCGCGCUGCCCGGGCGACAAGGGAUGACUGACUCCGAGCGAGAGGAUGCCGCGGUGGCCAGAGAUCUGGGCUGCAGCCUGGAGGCGGCGGCCGAGCUAAGGACGGUGUGCGGCCUUGAUAAACUGAAAUGCCUUGAGGAAGGCCAGGAUCCAGAAGUCAUCCCAGAGGAUACUGACCUGGUGACUUUGGGGGCUAGAAAGAAGUUCCUGGAACAUCGAGAAGAAACCAUAACAAUAGAUCGUGUCUGCAGACAAGAAACAUUUGCUUAUGAAAUGGAGUCACAUGCCAUAGGAAAAAAACCAGAAAAUCCAGCAGACACGAUUGAAGAAGGGGAGCUUAUCCUAUCUGUGAACAUCCUGUACCCUGUUAUAUUUAAUAAGCACAAAGAACACAAACCAUACCAGACAAUGCUGGUAUUGGGUAGUCAAAAGCUCACAGAACUGAGGGAUUCAAUUUGCUGUGUCAGUGACCUCCAGAUUGGUGGAGAAUUCAGCAACACUCCUGACCAAGCCCCUGAGCACAUCAGCAAAGACCUAUACAAAUCAGCCUUCUUUUAUUUUGAAGGAACAUUUUACAAUGAUAAAAGAUAUCCAGAAUGUAGAGAUUUGAGCAGAACUAUCAUUGAGUGGUCAGAGGCCCGUGAUAGAGGCUAUGGCAAGUUUCAGACUGCUAGAAUGGAAGAUUUCACCUUCAAUGACUUGUAUAUUAAACUGGGUUUUCCUUACUUAUACUGUCACCAGGGUGACUGUGAACAUGUUGUUGUCAUUACUGACAUAAGGCUUGUGCAUCAUGAUGACUGCUUGGAUAAGACACUUUAUCCCCUUCUUAUAAAGAAGCACUGGCUAUGGACCAGAAAAUGUUUUGUUUGUAAAAUGUACACAGCUAGAUGGGUGACAAACAAUGACAGUUUUGCACCAGAAGACCCAUGCUUCUUUUGUGAUGUUUGCUUCCGAAUGCUCCACUAUGAUUCAGAAGGCAACAAACUGGGGGAAUUCCUUGCUUAUCCUUAUGUUGAUCCUGGAACUUUUAAUUAAAGAUAGCCAAAAAAACAGAACAAAAAAAAGAGUACACCCUUGUGAAAUAAUUGUCCUCUUGGACGGUUUAGAUUCAAGAAAUACCACGGAGGAACAGGAUCCACUUGCAACAGUCAUGUUAUAGCUACAAAAAAAAUUAAUCAAUCACAGAUUUUCUUCAAGUCACUUGAUUUAUUUCUAAAUGUUUAGAAAUGUAUUAUUUAUCCCAAAGUAUAUUUAUUUUGUGCUCUGUACCGAUUUUAAGUGGUUUUCUUAUUGAAAUUAUAGAAGUGCUUUGUAUAUUCUGAAUAUAAAUCCUUUGUCAGAUACACAUAUUCUGAUUUUCUCCCAGUACUUGGCUUGCAUAUUCAUUCUGUGUCCAGAGUGUUUUUUGCUAAUGAUAAUUUCAAUGGUAACGUCAAGUAGUGGAAGUGUUUUGAAAAUUCUUUGAAGAAUAUGAGAGCUACACCAUCUACCAUGUGGCUUCCAAGGUAGAUCUUUCAAAUAUCUGUAAUAAAAAUGAGGGAGAAGUUAAGAGUAAAUUAUUUAAUAAUUAACUAUUGUGUAAUUUAAUCUUAUAGUGGGGUCUUUUGUAGUUAGGUUUUGUUGAUACAAACUAGGCACAAGACAUUUUAAUGGAUAAUUUACAUGAAUAAUAAAUGUAAAAAGAUCUUGAGUAUAUACUCAUACCUUCAUAGAAUAUUUUCAUUUCAUGACAAAAUUUUUUUAUGAAUCGCAAAUACUGUGAGUUUAAAAUGUCAAUAUUACAGUUUUUAAAAAUAGCACAUUUUAUAUGAUCACAGGGACAUGGAAAAAUCAAGAUUCUGUGGACUGCUGACACUGGCUCACUUAUUCUUGGGCAGUAAUACCAUUGAAUAUACAAUAUUCUAUAAGAAAAAAGAAAAAGGAGUUUUUCUGGCCCAGCUCUUUCAUUUUUCUGGGCCCCUUACUAUAAUAAUCCUACAUUACUUUUUCCUCUCAUUCUGAGCCAAAGAGUAAAGGAAACUUUUUAAUAAAUUCACAGGUCUAGAUCAGAGAAUUCUAGCUAUCCAAAUUUAAAUGUUUUCUAGAAACGUUUUUGGCUGAAAAUUUAAUACUGUUUAAGACUUUUAGAAAUGCUAUAUAAAGCAGGUUUUAAAUGUAUCAUAUGUUUCACUUUCUCUCCUAGGUUGUAUUUAAAUUCAACUGAAUUGUAGAGUUCCCUGGAUGGCUUAAGAACUGACAUUUACCACAUAAAUCAAAAACUGACCAAGCCUGUAAGCCUAUGUGUUUAAAAGAUUGACUGAAGUAUGUUUAUGGACUUAAAUGUCAUAUACACAAUUAAGUCGAUUGGUAUGGAGAUGACAAGCACCUGUUCCUGGUAUGUCUAGUGGUCUCAUUCACUGAUGCAGUCAGUACACGGAGGAUCUAUAUAGAGAACUAAGAGGCCCCUCCAUGGCUGGCUUAUGUUGUGCUUAAGUUUUACCUUCCCUGUGUCCAACAGUUCUAACAGAGCCGAUUAAAAAUUCUGCUGGACUGAAAA